AUACUCGUCUGUGAGGCGGUAGUAAAAGGUAAGCGUGUUUACAGAAAUUAUACAGAAGUUAUUAAAGUUUUUGAAAAGCGAAAAUAUAUAAGAAAAUUUUACCUUUAAUUAUUAAAAUAUCGGAUUAUUCAAACAUUUGUUUUACACCUCAUUUAUUGUACGUAUCUAAGACGAGUGACGUAUUGAGUCUUGUUUGAAAUACGCGCUAAUCUACCGCCAUAUUGGUUCUUAGUAUCUCCGGCGUCCGUUAAACAGCGCUGAGGAGUAUGGGAGCAUAUCGGAGUAUUUAUUCAUAUUUAUUGGAGUUUGGAGUAAAUAUAUGCGAUUAAAAGAGAAAAAGUAGCUAAUUAAUUUCUUGGUAUCUCACGACUUUGCCAAAGAUAUGUGAUUUAAAUUUUAUCGCGAGCGCAAUGGCAUCCACGAAUGAGUUUGGUCCAGACUCUGGUGGUAGAGUAAAGGGAGUUACAAUAGUCAAGCCUAUAGUUUACGGAAAUGUAUCACGUUAUUUUGGUAAGAAGAGAGAGGAGGAUGGACACACUCAUCAAUGGACCGUCUAUGUGAAGCCAUACAACAACGAGGAUAUGUCCAGCUAUGUAAAGAAGGUGCACUUUAAGCUACAUGAAAGUUACAAUAAUCCUAAUCGAAUUGUGACGAAGCCGCCGUACGAAUUGACGGAAACUGGCUGGGGAGAAUUUGAGAUAGUCAUCAAGAUCUACUUUCACGAUCCAAAUGAACGUCCUGUAACAGUAUAUCACAUAUUGAAAUUGUUUCAAUCGACGCCUGAACUACAGUUAGGGAAGAAAAGUCUAGUGUCUGAAUUUUAUGAGGAGAUAGUCUUUCAAGAUCCAACGGCGCUGAUGCAACAUCUGCUGAGCUCCAGCAGACCUAUGACUCUUGGUGUUUGGCGGCACAAUACGGACUUUGAAGCAUUGAAGGAAUCUACGAUGAAGGACAUUUUGGAGGCACGCAAUAAGAUAAGACUCGAAGUGAUAGAUCUGAAAGAAAAAUUGACCCUGGCGAAAGAGACUAUUGCGAAAUUCAAGGAAGAGAUAGCAAAGAUUUCCAAAGCCGGCGGAAAUUUAUCCGUGGCGUAGUAAUUAAAUUUGUAUUUUAAGAAACACUGAUAUCAAAGUGAACUAUAUUUGUUGACUUAUUUCAACAGAUAUAGGAUUCUUUUCCAUGUAUAAAUUGUACAUAUUUUCCUAAUUGUAUCUUGAUAAAUUUUAUUCUAAUUAAUUUUAAUAAUAAUUAAUAUUAAUAAUUUUAA
Solenopsis invicta (red fire ant) is the source of this 1267-nucleotide messenger RNA. RefSeq names its product YEATS domain-containing protein 4 (gene Gas41). NCBI's taxonomy places the organism in Eukaryota, Metazoa, Arthropoda, Insecta, Hymenoptera, Formicidae. The record is from RefSeq and is a predicted model, not a curated record. Bases 411 to 1094 code for a protein of 227 amino acids. The transcript has 4 exons. Gene Ontology annotation, biological process: regulation of DNA-templated transcription.